AUGGGCAAGGCGAUCGAGGACCAGUUCUUCGCCCAGCAAGCGGACUUCGCCCGGGCGUCAGCCGUGGCUGAGGAGUCGCUGAUGGCUAUCCGCACGGUGGCUGCCUUUGGGGCCGAAGAGGCCGAGUCCGCGCGAUUCGAGAAGGAGCUGCUGUCGGCGAAGAUCGGCGGUAUCCGCUCCGGCGUCAAGAUCGGCGGUGCUUGGGGCGGCCUGAACUUCUUCUACUCCUGCCUCUACGGGCUGGCACUCUGGUUCGGUGGCCACGUCCUGCUCUCGGACGAAAGCCUUGGCUUUGAGGCCACCGACAUCGUCACCGUCAUGAUCUCCAUGAUGGUCGGCGUAUCAGGGCUCAGCUCAUUCAGCGGGUUCGCCCCGGUGAUGGCGAAAGCCUACGUUUCGGCGAAGUCGAUGAAGCAGGUGAUGACCGCAGAGUCGCGCACCAUCGAGCGUCCGCUCUACACGCGCGAAGAAGUGCCGGAGCACCUGAGCACAGUCGAGAGCGUGGAGUUCCGGCACGUGUGCUUCAGGUACCCGACACGACCCGAGAAGAUGGUUCUCAACAAUCUCAGCUUUCGGGUGGAGAAAGGUCAGAAGAUUGCUUUCGCUGGGGAAAGCGGGUGUGGCAAGAGCACGACCAUCCAGCUCCUGGAGCGCUUCUACGACCCGCAUUCGGGUGAGGUGUUGGUGAACGGCAUCAACCUCAGCCAAUUGCCAGUCAAGGCGUGGCGUAGGAUGAUCGGCUAUGUUGGCCAAGAGCCUGUCCUCUUCGCAACCACGGUCAUGCAGAACCUGAAGGGCGGCGACCGCUCCAUCACUGACGAGCAGGUCCACGAGGCUGCCAAGGCGGCGCAAAUCUAUGACACCCUGAUGAACCUGCCGGAGCAGUUCGACACUUUCGUCGGUACGGGAGGCGGACUGCUGUCCGGCGGCCAGCGCCAGCGCGUUGCAAUUGCUCGCGCUUUGGCCAAGAGCCCACAGAUCCUGCUGCUGGACGAGGCCACCUCGGCCUUGGACAACGAGUCGGAGCGCCUGGUGGAGGCAACCCUUGACUCCCUGAAUACCAUCAUGGGCCGCAGCAUCACCACCAUCUCCAUUGCCCACAGGCUGACCACCAUCAAGAACUCGGACGUGAUCUACGUGCUCAAGGAGGGCCGCUGCUGCGAGCAGGGCUCUCAUGAGGAGCUCAUGGAGAGGCAAGGCGAGUACUUUGGCAUGGCCAAGCUGCAGCAAGCAAAGGCCGAGGAGCCCGAAGAGGAGCAUGAGGAGACUCCGAUCAUGACGCCCCCGCCGAGAAGUGACACGCGCAAGCUGAGCAUGGCCAAGUCGAUGAACUUGCGGCGCAGCAGCACCGCGCUGAGCUUCAUCGAGUCUGCGCUGGUCCUGGAUGAAAGCCGGCAGCACCUCGAGCUACAUGGCUGCAUCCUGUAA
This is a messenger RNA of Symbiodinium natans, 1428 nucleotides long. NCBI's taxonomy places the organism in Eukaryota, Dinophyceae, Suessiales, Symbiodiniaceae. The record is from the annotation of a GenBank genome assembly.